This is a messenger RNA of Triticum urartu, 2494 nucleotides long. RefSeq lists its product as uncharacterized. NCBI's taxonomy places the organism in Eukaryota, Viridiplantae, Streptophyta, Magnoliopsida, Poales, Poaceae. The record is from RefSeq and is a predicted model, not a curated record.
UCCUAUGUUAUAAAUGAAAGGGAAAAACAUAGCGCGGAAAUAAAAGCGAAAUCCCUCGGGAGAUUUCCUAUACAAGAAGCAGUUAAGCUUGGCCUGCUCUGCCCUGCCCUGCCCUCUUCUUCCUCUCUUCUCUUCUCCAUCCAGGGGAGCACUGCUUCAGGUUCUCCUUCUUCCAGGCGCUUUCCUCACCCCCAAUCGCGGCCGAAAUUCCGGACCUUUUCCAGCGGCAGAACCGUUGAGUGCGGCGGCGGCGACCGCCGACCGAGCCAAGAAUCCAUAGAUUUCCUUCUGGCGAGUUAGACCUUCUCCUAGAGGCGUUUCUUGGGAGCCAUAUUUGGUUCCGGAUCCAUGCUGGCCGACGACAUCUUGGGCUCCCCUUUCCCCGCCUAGUAUCAUUGUCUUCGCGAGGGUUUCUUGGUUCCUCGGAGGUCCUCCAAGUUCUUGCCAAUCUGGGCAAUCUGGCCCCAACCCCGGGGCGCGGCCGUGUUAGGGUUCGGGGGGCUGGAUGGGGUCGGUCGUGGAUUUUGUGGAGAUCAGCUCCGACGAGGAGGACGUUCCCAUGCCCAGGAAGCCAGUUGACGACUGGGUUGGGAAGCUUUUGAAUGAUGAUGGGCCAAAUGGGGACGAUUUCUUUGAUCUCGUGGUGAUGGGUGAGUUCUCGCCGCCACAGAAGAAGGCCAACCCUGGUGGUGGUGAUGAUGAGGAUGACGAUGAUUGUGUGGUUCUAGAUGGUGACCCUGAGAAGGCGAUUACCAUCGGGGAGGACAAGGGGAGUGUGGGAGAUAGCAGCUCCGAUGAAUUGCAGAUAGUCGGGGAGAAAGGACCGGUAGCGUGCAGGGACUUCCCUCAUUCACGCCAUCUAUGUUCUAACUUGCCCUUCAGCGCUACUUCUCACGUGAAGCAUUGUAGCAUGUGUCACUGUUUUGUAUGUGAUGCCCCAGCUCCAUGUAAUUAUUGGGGUAAAGGUAUCCAGCUUAAUGAUCAUUGUCAUGCUACGGAUAAGGAAUCAAAGUGGAAACAGCUGCGGCAAGCAUUCAAGUCUAAAAGUCUUCCAGCAUCUCGUCCAGAACAAUGCCAGAAUGUCAUCUACCCAACAAUGGCACCAUCCAUUAAGAAGGAUAUACAGUGUCAAGUCUCGUCUUUUGCAAACAGAAGUCCUCUUCUGCAUGUUAUGAGCCAAAACCAACAAAGACACACUUCAGUUAGAGUCUCACUGAAUGUAGGACGGACUAUCAGUACACCAAGAGCAUCCCUUGCGACAAAAGCGGGGAGAAGUACAAACAAUGUCCACACUGCUCAAAACAUUCAUUCACGUGGAAACUUCAAAAGAGUAGGGACAGCUUCUCCAGGUCACACAAUCCGAAAUGCUGACCAAUUUGGUUCUAGUGCUCCAAUCAGUACCCCGUCCCUUAUGAACAAUGCAUUGCCACAUGUAUCACAGCCAGUUCAAGCUAUACCAGGAACUAAUACUACCCAUGUAUCUCAGCAAGUUCAACCUAUACAAAGAACCAAUCCUUUCAGUGGUACUGUCAAGAAAAGUGCCCCUCAGAGAUCUCUCAGUGCGCCAAUAGCAUCUCAGGGGCAACAAGGUCAGCUGGCACCAUCUUCACAGGCUGCCUCAAAUGUAGUGCAUGGCGUAGGAUCUCAACUUUCCCGGUGCACCUCGCUUAUGAAUGAGAGCAGACAAUUCCUGCCAGAACCAGUAAUCGAUGUUUCCACACAAAGCUGGCAAGACAUACUUGCUAGUGUGGCAUCGGAUCUGGGAGUAUUAGACGAUUCUGCUUACAAUACCAGUACUUCACGGUCCCAGCAGCCUGUGAGGACUUCCCCCCAACCUCUGGAUGCCGGUGCAAACCAAGGGGAGGAGGGCCUUCACACCAAGUCUGUUGCAUCAGCCGUAAACCUGAUGACUUCUAGUGGGCAUGGCUUGCCCAUUCAUACAACAGGUGGUGGUACCCAGACAAAUGCUCCUAAGCAAACUUUGCAUCCUCUGAAUUAUGGUGGCAAUCUUAGUCCAGAUGAAGCUCAUCUUGAUGGUUUUCUAAGCCCCCCUGCAGAUGAAUUAUUGUUAGAAGCUGCUCAUCAGAGGGACUCUUCCGGAUUGGAUUCUACAGGCCUUAUAUUUGACUUUGAACUCGACGACUGGGCUUAAGCAGCACUCUCAGAGUCAGAGGCUGUCCCGUCUUUAGCAUUUGGUGGGCUUCGUGGACAAUAAAACCGUUUAUGUUACUAGUAGCUGGUCCGUAGGGUUUCCUUGACACGAGAGGUGAAGAUGUUCCUUGUACAGUAAUUAACUAGGUUGUGUGGUGGAGAUAUUUUCUUAGAUGGGUUGGUGUUUAACCUGUCAGUCAUACGGGCCUUUUUUAUUAGGAGGCCUUAGAUGCUAGUAAUCUUUGUCACUGUAAUAGAAGAGCAAAAUUUCCACUACCUAGCUAUUGCUCAUAUUUCUAUGGGCCAUAUACUAUUCUAGCGCCAAAAACGCCUGUUUGUGGUA